AUCACUAAGGUGCCCUUUGAACGCAUCGGGAUGGACCUUGUGGGGCCGCUGCCGAAGUCUGCCUGGAGCCAUGAACACAUCCUGGUGGUUGUCGACUAUGCCACCCAUUAUCCAGAAGCAGUUCCCAUAAGGCCAUAAUGAAGGAGCUGUUUCUGUUGUUUAGCCAAGUUGGCAUUCCCAAGGAGAUCUUGAGGUGAGAAUACCCCCUUCAUGUCCCAGCUAAUGGCUGACCUCUGCUGGCUACUGAGGGUGAGGCAGUUGAGGAACACAGUCUAUCAUGUCCAAAUUGACGGCUUAGUGGAACAGUUCAACCAGACACUGAAACAGAUGUUAAGGCGGGUGGCUGCUGGGACCUGAUGUUGCCAUACGUCCUGUUUGAGGUUUGGGAGGUCUCCCUGGUUUCACCCCCUUCAAGCUCCUCUUUGGCCAGCAACCCCGUGGCCUCCUGGACAUCGCCAAGGAAGCCUGGGAGCAGCAGCCGGCAGCCUAUUGAACUGUCGUUGAGCAUGCCAGAAAGAUGAGGGAGCAGAUAGACCGGGUUAUGCCACUAGUUCGGGAGCACUUUAGCAAGGUACAGCAGACCCAACAAUUCUACUACAACAGGGCAGCCCAACCACGGGAGUUCCAACCUGGAGAUCAGGUCAUGAUCCUCAAAACUGGAUGGUACCAUCUGCUUCUGCAAUGACUUCCGUCGUCUUAACGAGCUCUCAGACUUUGACGGAUACCCCAUGCCCCGGGUGGACAAACACUUGGAUCAACUGGGAUGGGCCUGUGGCCCCUGGCAAUACUGGACCCUUCUCUUCAGCCUACACGGGGCACACACCACGUUCAUGAUGGACAUCGUCUUGUGGCCCCAUCAGGCCUAUGCAGCUGCCUACCUCGAUGACAUGGUUGUCCAUUCCGAGACGUGGGAGGACCAUCUGGAGUGUCUGCAGAGGGUGCUUUCAGAACUUCGGAGGGCUGGGCUCACCGCCAACCCCGCAAAUGCCAUCUUGCGCUUUCGGAAGCGAAGUACCUGGAUUACCAGGUUGGUAAAAAAGAAUGUGGAAGCGGUCCAGAAGGCCCAGAGGCCCCUUUUCAAGACCCAGGUAAGAGCUUUCUUGGGGUUGGCGGGGUAUUAUCGGUAUUACUUCUUCUCUUUAGCCGCCUCCCUGACAGAUCUGACUAGGAAGGGGCAGCCGAAGAAAGGUGAAUUGGACGCCAGCAGUGGAGAAAGCCUUUUAAAGGGUGAAAUAGGCUAUAAAUCAGUCGCUUCCUAUAACCAUCUAUUACACCUCUCACCCGGAAUUUUGGACCACUUUUCCUUCACAAACUGCUCCAGGUCUCUCAUAUUGAAAGGGCACCUUUUCCCAACAGCAAUUUUAAGAUUCCUCCACAGGUGUUCAAUGGGAUUUAGAUCUGGACUCAUUGCUAGCCACUUCAGAACUCUCCAGCGCUUUGUUGCCAUCCAUUUUUGGGUGCUUUUUGAAGUAUGUUUGGGGUCAUUGUCCUGCUGGAAGAACCAAGAUCUUGGAUGCAAAAAUCUUUCUGACACUGGGCCCUACAUUACAAUCCAAAAUCCUUUGGUAAUCCUCAGAUAUCAUGAUGCCUUGCACACAGUCAAGACACCCAGUGCCAGAGGCAGCCAAACAACCCCAAAACAUCUUUGAACCGCCACCAUAUUUGACUGUAGGUGUUCUUUUCUUCGUAGGCCUCAUUCUGUUUUUCGGUAAACAGUAGAAUGAUGUGCUUUACGAAAAAGCUCUAUCUUGGUCUCAUCUGUCCACAACACAUUUUCCUUAAAGGAUUUUGGCUUACUCAAGUACAUUUUGGCAAAGUCUGUAGUCUUGCUUUUUUAUGUCCCUGUGUCAGCAAUGGGGUCCUCUCGGGUCUCCUGCCAUAAUGUUUCAUUUCAUUUAAAUGUUGACGGAUUGUUUGCGCUGACACUGAUGCACCCUAAACCUGCAGGAAAGCUUGAAUUUCUGCUUCUUGUCUGCUUAUCCACCAUGCGGACUAUCCUGCACUGCAACCUUUCAUCUAUUUUUCUCUUGUGUCCAUGCCCGGGGAGAUUAGCUACAGUGCCAUUGGUUGCAAUAUACUUAUAUUGCCCCAAGUGAGUUUAAAGGAGCAUUGCAUGCUUGAAACAAUCUUAUUUAUCCACAAUUUUGAAAGGGUGCCAAUAAUUUUGUCCAGCCCUUUUUUGGAAUGAAUUUGGAAUGAAUCAGGUCUAAUCAGGAUGUGUUUCCUCUGGUUAUUUAACCCAUGUGGCCCCCUGUUAAGCUUUAAAACAGCCACUGAAUUGAAGCCAUUAACACGUGUCUACUCACAGAUACACAUUCAUAAAAACAUCAGAUUAUCAUUGUGUGAUCAACAAAACCAUUGUCUAAAAAUAACCCAUUUACAGAUGGUAGAGUUUAUUGUUUUAAUAAAGGGGGAGAAAAUUGUUAUUUAGAUUUUUUUUCUGCCUACCAGUUGAAAUCCAGUAUGAAAUAAAGGCAACAUGUAAAUACCGUUGUAUAAGAAAACUAUAUAUAUAUAUCUGAAAUCAUCACUGCACCAAGUCUUUAUUUC
Messenger RNA from Puntigrus tetrazona (Sumatra barb), 2550 nucleotides. RefSeq lists its product as uncharacterized. Lineage: Eukaryota; Metazoa; Chordata; Actinopteri; Cypriniformes; Cyprinidae. Bases 729 to 1649 code for a protein of 306 amino acids. The record is from RefSeq and is a predicted model, not a curated record. The transcript has 2 exons.